AUGCAUCUCCAGCACAUGCACGUGCAUCGGAGAGCCGAUGCGCUAUUUGGGUUUGGUAACAUCGCACAUGAGAUUGAUGCUUCCGAUUCUGAGAAGCGCCAUGUCGAGAAGAGAGAACCACAAGCAGUAAAGACCGUUUUUAAAACGGUUGAGGCAACAUUUGAGGGAGCAAUUGGUGGCUACAAGACAGUAGGCCACGAGCCUAAAGAAACAGGCUCAUCAAAGGAAUCCAACGACGACGACGAAGACGAGGAGGACGACAAGAAGAAGCAAGAAGCUGAAGAGAAGCAGAAGGAAGCCGAAGAAGCCAGGGAGAAGGCAGAAGCGGCCAAGAAGAAGGCUCAAGAAGAGUCCGACAGGGAGGAGGAAGAAGAAGCAGAGGAAGCAGCGGAGAAGAAGAAGGCCGCUGAGGAAGAGGCAAAGAAAGAAAAGGAGGAGGAAGAGAAAGAGAAGAAAGCUGCCGAGGAAGAGGCUGCCAAGAAGAAGGCUGCUGAAGAAGCAAAGUCUCGCAGCAAAGCCGAAGAAGACAAAGAUAACGCUACUACAACAGAGGACAAGGAGAGUUCGACAGCCAAGCCCACGAGAACUCGCCCUCAAAUCACCAGUAGCGACGACCCGACUAGCGUUCCCUCUGUUAUCCGAGAUCCAGUUGACAGCCAGUCUAUCGACUCCAUUCUGGCCAAGGCCACUGGCGCAGCAUCUGCCUCGACAACCAUCGAUGGAAUUGCCGACAUGUCUGGGGCCUCAAGCCUUCCCAGCUCCAGCUCGAGUGCUGUUCCGGAAGACAGUGGUUCCACGAGCGCUGGAGCUAAGGCUGGAAUCGCAUUUGGUGUUUUGGGUGGGCUGCUCGCCAUGGGACUCCUGGUCUACUUUAUCUUCGCCAAGCGCCGUAAGCAGGCUGAGAUGGAAAGGCUUGAGAACGACGACGAGAAGCUCCAUGGCCCAAUGGCUGGUAACGGCGGUGCGCCUAUGGUUGCUGCGGCUGCUGUGCGUCGUUCUAUGAGCCCCGAACCAGUCGAGACAGCCUCUACCACCCCCGCAAAGGCUCCUCGUGUCAGUCUGCGACCUGUAACCCAGUUCCUCCCCAACUGGAACGGCCUCGACAAUCAGAAGCGCACGAGCAAGGGCGCUGCCCUAGGUCUUGUUGUUCCCGCUGCUUCUGCCCCCUCAGCCGCCAAUGGUCCCCUAUCUCCCCGAACCCCUGGAGGUAGUGCCUGGGAACGUCCAUCUACAGCUCAAAGUAUCGAUCCCGCCAACCCCUUCGGCACACAGGCUGAACGUGUCCCAUCACCUAUUAACGAGGAGACUGCUUCUGUCCACAGGAUGACUCCUAGUCCUAUGUCCGAAAAGUCGACUAUCGCUGUCGCUGCCGCUGCCGCUUUCCCUGCUGCCACUGCUCCUGUUUCGCCCCAAUCACCUUCCAAUGAUCCUUUGACUGCCAACGGACCUGCUGUUGCUGCCGGAGAUGCAGGUUCCCUGGUUGCUCGUAAGACGUCGAUCCGUAGAGUUGGUCCUCAGGAGCUUGACUUGACCAUUCCCAACGCUCCAAUGUCAACCAUUCCUGCUAGCCCUGCCGGUACCGAAUAUAGCAACUCUCCAAUUACGCCUGGUACAUUUGAAGCCCCCUCAGCUGGUGCUGCUGCCAUUGCAGCCGCUGGAGGGCCUGCUAACUCGGCUGUUCAUCGUGUGCAGCUUGACUUCAAGCCUACCAUGGAUGAUGAAUUGGAGCUGAGGGCUGGUGAUCUCGUGCGACUCCUCCACGAAUAUGAUGAUGGCUGGGCACUCUGCAUUAGACUUGACCGUUCGCGACAAGGUGUUGUUCCCCGAACCUGCUUAUCGACCCGCCCUGUUAAGCCUCGCCCUGCCCAAGCUGGUCCUCGCCCUGCCCAAGCUGGUCCUCGCCCAGGCCCUCCCGGUAAGGCCGGUGGACCUCCUCGAGGACCAGGACCCAUGACUCCUAAUGGCAACCGUCCUCAGUCGCCUAUGGGACCUCCAAUGGGACCUCCUGGCCGUCCGCAGGGCCGUCCGAUGAGCCCUGGCCCACGUGGCCAGUCCCCUGGACCUUUUCAGGGACAACCUCAGGGUCGUUCAAUGAGCCCUGGUCCUCGAUCACAGUCUCCUGGUCCUCGAUCUCAAUCGCCUGCCGGUGACCGUUCGCAAAGUCCUAAUGGGACGAACCGACGGAACAACCCUCCUGGACCCAGCCCUAUGAAUCCUUCCCAAGAUCCUCGACCAGGACACGCAGCAUCGGGCUCCCUCAGCAGGAAGCCCGUGCCUGGCCAGGCGUAUUAA
Messenger RNA from Fusarium sp. VM40, 2292 nucleotides. The record is from the annotation of a GenBank genome assembly. NCBI's taxonomy places the organism in Eukaryota, Fungi, Ascomycota, Sordariomycetes, Hypocreales, Nectriaceae.